AUGUCAAUUCCUCUUGUUGAUCAAGUCCAACAAAACUUAUUAUUCCAACAAUUAUGGACUCAAGUUACACCAAUCAAAUUAUCAAACAUAACAAUAUUACAAGGUUUUCCAAAGGAAAAAUUAAUAUCAGAUGAUGAAACUAAUUUAAAUAAAGAAUUUGUAUUACCUAUAAAACUCAAGGAUGAAAUAACACCAAAUAUGUUAGACCAGGUGUUUAAGGAGUUACAGGGUGUUAAAAGGUUGGUAUUGGGGAUUGUUAAUGAUGAUGGAACUGUUGUUUAUUAUAUUGUUCAUGAUGGAGUUUAUAAACCAAAGAAGAAUUAA
This is a messenger RNA of Hansenula ciferrii, 324 nucleotides long. It is a transcript of the gene SEN15, whose product is annotated as Sen15p. Gene Ontology annotation, molecular function: nucleic acid binding. The coding region runs from base 1 to 324 and encodes 107 amino acids. The transcript has a single exon. The record is from RefSeq and is a predicted model, not a curated record. NCBI's taxonomy places the organism in Eukaryota, Fungi, Ascomycota, Saccharomycetes, Phaffomycetales, Wickerhamomycetaceae. Gene Ontology annotation, cellular component: tRNA-intron endonuclease complex. Gene Ontology annotation, biological process: tRNA splicing, via endonucleolytic cleavage and ligation; tRNA-type intron splice site recognition and cleavage.